AUGGUUGAGUUCCACAACCUCACUCCCCCUGGGUUUAUAAUCGACCUCCUUCACUUUUUGAAAAAUCUUAGACACCAUGCACGCUACCCCACCGUCAUCGAGGGCACAAUCAUCGGUGUUCUCGGGUAUCUCGCCCUGACCCGUCUCUUGCGCUGGCGAAGAUACAACGCCAUCCACCGGGAAUACAUGAAGAAAUAUCAAGAUGGAACGCUCAGCCCGGAAGAGGCCCAACGCGUUAUUCUGGUAUCGACUAGCUAUGACAUGCCAUUGCUGCUGAACUAUUCGCUGGCAUUCGCCUUGUUCAAAACCUAUGCGAUUCCAUCGAUAUCAAAGUUGUUGUCCGUGACUGGUGAAUUCAAGUCGGCAGAGACGGUUUCGAAACGUUAUGCGGAUACUGAGAUUCUGAUUGCUACCUGGGUGGCCUGCCCGAUUUCUGGCUUUCUGGACCCCAAUUUCAAGUCGUCAGAGAAUGGACCGUCCGCAGACGACCCGAGGGCUAUGAUUGCUCUUGCGAGAGUCAACUGGAUACACUCCCGGUACAGAAUUCGAUGGGCAGAGCGUUAUGGAUGGCGGAAGCUCUCCCCAAUGGAGUGUGAGGCGUUUUACGUCUUCUGGGCUGAAAUAGGGAGACGGAUGAAUAUGCGAGAUAUCCCCGAGUCUCGCGAAGAAAUGAUAGAAUGGAGUCGGGACUACGAGGUGAAGAAUAUGAUUCCAGCUGAGACUAAUAAAGAGGUCGCAGAGUAUACCAUGGCGGAGCUUCUCUCCGCUGUUCCGACACGUUUCGGCCUCCGGAGUUUCGCUGUCACAAGGGUGGCGCUUUGUUUGCUUGAAGAUAGGGUGAGGGUUGGGAUGAUGCAACCUGCUCAGCCAUAA
Molecule: messenger RNA, 873 nt
Organism: Laccaria bicolor S238N-H82
Lineage: Eukaryota; Fungi; Basidiomycota; Agaricomycetes; Agaricales; Hydnangiaceae
Exons: 7
Coding region: 1-873 (290 amino acids)
Molecular function (GO): oxidoreductase activity
Source: RefSeq, a predicted model, not a curated record